AUGCCGCUGCCAAUACAGGUACCGCCCCAAAUCGAUCCACCACCGCCUUACCCGGCGAGGUAUCACAGAGCGGAGGGUGAGCAUGAGCACCUAAGAGUGUUUCGGGGAACUUUCACGAUUGGAAACCGAGAACUUGAAACGUCUGGGACUUAUGAUUCGCGUCACAGCGCCGUAUUCAGUUUUGAAGACCACCCGGCCAGGCGACCCAGCGACGCGCCAAAUGCAAAUGCAAAUGCAAAUGCAACGGCAACGGCACGCAUCCACCCCACAGUACGCGCAGACUGUCCGAAUUUAGUGAGGCCAGGGUUAUCUCCAAUACAAAGAGUACGAACGCCGGAAAGGCUGGAUGGGGCGCGCCAACAGUGGCUGGAAGACAGGCUGUCGAUGGAGCAGCGCCUCCGGGUCGAAAAGGAGAACAAUCAGAAGCUGAGAGAGUGGAUCAUCAAGGAGAGGAGAGAGAUGCGAAAAGAGGUGCAAGACCGAGUGCACGAGCUGCGGAUGGCGGAGGGUGUCAAGAAUGAGAAUGCGUCGUUGAAGGAGGAGAUUGAGCAGCUAAAGCGUCGCCUUGCCAGAUGCGAGGUGGACGAGCAAACAGACGACGAAGACUGA
Molecule: messenger RNA, 609 nt
Organism: Uncinocarpus reesii 1704
Lineage: Eukaryota; Fungi; Ascomycota; Eurotiomycetes; Onygenales; Onygenaceae
Exons: 3
Coding region: 1-609 (202 amino acids)
Source: RefSeq, a predicted model, not a curated record